AGUCGUCCCCUUUCGCUUUAUCCACGCGAUCACUGUGACAAAAGGCCACUCCUCAAAUGAUACUCGCGUCAAUCUCACUCACAGGCAGCCGCAUGCUCGCUGCUGGGCCUGUCCGCGCUGCGCUGGCUGCCGCUGCCCCGCGCGCCAUCACUGCUGCGGCACUGACAUGCAGCUUCAAUGUCGCGCAUGUCACGGCGCCAACAGCGGGCGGCCUCGGCGGCGCGCAGUCGAUGCUGGGCGUCCGCUUUGCCUCAAAGAAGGCGUCGAAGGCGUCGCGCAACGGCGGUCAGUCGCCGGGCCAGCGCCUGGGCAUCAAGGAGUACGACGGAAGCCCCGUCAUUGCUGGGAAUAUUAUCGUGAGGCAGCGUGGAACGCCCUUCCGCGCAGGGCUCAAUGUUGGCUGCGGACGCGACCACACUCUGUUUGCACUCAAGAACGGCCGCGUCCGGUUUACCCGCGAGCACGUCAAGUGGGGCAGCGAGCACUUCCAGCACCGAACAAUCCGAUACGUGCACGUUAUCGAGCACCCGCACAGCAUGCCAUUGCAGAUGAUCCAGUACGCCGGACCCAUCCCUGGCUUUGUUUCGUCCCCAGCCUCCAUCGCACCAACCGUCAAGGCGCUCCCACGCGUCUCCCGAACUGUGCUCAGUCCCGAGGACUUGCCUCCUGUGGCAGAGCUGGCGUCAGUGGCACUGACCAGCACUGCAAUUGCGCCUCCUCAGCCUCGGCGGACGCGAGCUGCGUCUUCCGCACCAGCCUCAGCUACUCCAUCGUCGUAGUGGUGUUAGUUGAUGAUGUUGUUGUUGUUUGUUGUUUGUUGUUUGUUUGUUUGUUUGUUCUGUCCCUAAUUGUACCAACAAGUCCCUUGAAAAAUCCGA
Molecule: messenger RNA, 878 nt
Organism: Capsaspora owczarzaki ATCC 30864
Lineage: Eukaryota; Filasterea; Ministeriida; Capsasporidae
Product: 50S ribosomal protein L27
Exons: 1
Coding region: 57-779 (240 amino acids)
Biological process (GO): translation
Cellular component (GO): ribosome; mitochondrial large ribosomal subunit
Molecular function (GO): structural constituent of ribosome
Source: RefSeq, a predicted model, not a curated record